UUAGGACAAGUCCCCUAGAACUUGACAAGCUGUCUGGUGGGCUACCCUUCUUUCCUAACAGAGGUGGGGGCUUUCACGACGGCAUUCGAAAAAAUGGCGAGAAAAGUCCUAGGGUUGGCUGAAGAGGAACAGUGUGCAACCUUCCUAGGACACUCCAAGAAUUGGGAGGCCUCAGCGCUAACCAAAAAGGCUGCGCCAGGAAAGAAGUUGACUUGGGCUGCCAUAAAGGAGGGCGUGUUAGAAGGAGAACUAGACCAGGUAGACAUCUUCCAAAUGCGACAGGCUAGGAAGAAGAGGAAGGCUUUGGAUGCCACGACGAGUGACGGGCGAGACUUUAAGAAAAUGGUAGAGGAUGCUGUGGCCCAACUCGAUGCGGAGAAAGAGGCAAAGGCAGCGAGAAAGACUAUGGCAGCACCACAUACCGUAGGAAAAGCGAAGAAGGCAGUGGUGCAGGAAGAGGAAGAAGAGGAGGAAGAGGAGCCUGAACCUCUAAAGUGGAGGAAAUGGGGACUGGACUGCGUCAGGGAGUUAGGGUGGUCAAAAGGCGGAAGAGGCUCCGGCAGAGGAAGGAUAGAUUGGAGGAAUGCCAUUUGUUGGCAUUGUGGGCAGAAAGGUCAUACCGUCAAGUUCUGCCAUGUCCGGAGAAACGACGAAGACGAAUGGCUAAUCAGCACUAACUAUGACUGGGACAUGUACGACAAAUGGGGGUACUAUCUUGACCCAAAGAUCCCUGGUGGUACAAGGACGGAAGCCCUACGAAGAGUCGAGGCCGGCGCGCCACCCACUCCUCCAGCCAUGUUUCGGAUGUGGCAGGAGAAAGAGGUCCGCAGUGACAUCAGGGUGGAAGAGGUAGGAGAGAAUGAGGAAGUGGAGCAGGGAAGGAAGACCGACACCAUCAAGGAAGAGCCAAUCAUAGUGGAGUCGGAUGACGAAAUAGAGGAGGACUGUUGGAACAGGCCACGACACGCUAAGAUAGGGAAGGAUUGCUGGAGAGAGGCCCGACAGACGAUGGAGAGGAUGAAAAACUUGAUAGACAAAGUCGGGAGGUAUCAACAGAAACUGGCCGAUAUGUGUGACGAGGUCAGGGAGUGGAAAGAUAAGGAGCCUCUAGUAUACCUCUACGAUUUGGGUCCAGGAUUUCAAGGUGGGUCUGGAAAUCUACUAGGCGUCACGACUUCGGGACCGACGUCAAGGUCCGGAAUGACUUAUAGACCACCCUCGAGGUCGGGAAGAGCACCUCACGCGGUCAGGACAAGGGUCAAAGGGCCGGUAAGCCCUGAAGAACCGGCAAAGGAUGUUCCUGAACCCAGUGGAGAGAAAGAGAUGGUGGAUGUUCCAGAAGGAGAGGAUGAUGAGGAUGGCAGAUUGAGGAAAGAAGAGGACGAGAAGGCCGAACAAAGAGCCAAAAAGAGGGGCGCCAAGCCUGAUACGGACAAAGCUCAGGAAGUGAAGAAAAAAAAGUAUGCUGUCCGAGUAGAGAAAUGGUUCGACGUAGAGGAGAUCAUGGACAGGAUUCUUGAAGGUCAUAACCAUCUUAUGAACCUGAAAAACGUCCUUGCCUCAGCGCCGAGGCUCAAGGAUGAGCUAAGAGCGCGUUUAUCAAGGAAGAUGGUGGCCAGCGUACGAUUAGGGACCAUAAUCGCUAAAGAGGCGGAAUGGGCUGAGACAGGUACGAAGAUGGACUGGAAGUCCGUCGCAUGUGGAUGCCUCGAUGUUGUGGUAAAAGGAAAGACUUGCACGGCGAUGAUGGACAGUGGUGCAGAAAUGAACCUCAUAAAGGAGGAACAUGCCACGCGUCCAGGGAUGAAGAUAGAUCGCUCUGAUAAUGGGAUCCUGAUGCGGGCGAAUAGUCGAUCGGUGUUCAUAGGGACCGCCACAUCGGUGAUCCUGGAGAUCGGGAAAGUGAAAGAAGAGGCGGUCAGGAAUACGGUGCUAGAUCAAGAAGAGGUGGUAGAGCAGGAAGAAGGUGACAAUGUGAUCCACGAAAGGGAAGAUGAUGACUUCGAAGAACUAGAGAUUAAGGAAGCAUUUCGAGCAGAGGAAGAUGAAGGAGUAUACCUUGAACUCGGAAUGCUCCUGUCGUGUGAGACGAGGGAAAGGGACGCUUGCGCAAGAGUCCUGAAGAUGAGGCCAAACUUUCUAGUAAGGGAUGAUCAUCUAUUCAUGAGAAGCAAAGGGAAGACUCCCAAAAGAGUAGUCUGCGGCGUCGCUCGCCAGAUCGACGUUAUGGCAGCACUGCACGAUGGUACGGCGGGUGGUCACAAAAGCACGGAUACGACAUACCUCAAGAUACAUGAGUUGCACUAUUGGGAUGGCAUGGGAUAGAUGAUCGAUGAUUACUGUAAAUCCUGUAUACCAUGCCAGGAGCGAUC
This is a messenger RNA of Chara braunii, 2372 nucleotides long. The record is from the annotation of a GenBank genome assembly. Lineage: Eukaryota; Viridiplantae; Streptophyta; Charophyceae; Charales; Characeae.